CAAGUCAGUCCUUUGUUCCCAACUUUUUCUCUUUUUUUCGUUCCAGCGAUCCCCCCGUCGCUCAAUACACAGACUCAGCAAUGUCGCUUGCCUUCGACGAGUACGGGCGACCGUUCAUCAUCCUGCGCGAGCAGGACACACGCCAGCGAAUGACCGGCUCGGACGCCAUCAAGCAGCACAUUCUGGCCGCCAAGGCGAUCGCUCACACCCUCAAGACCUCCCUCGGACCAAAGGGCCUGGACAAGAUGAUGGUGUCGCCCGAUGGCGCAGUCACAAUCACAAACGACGGUGCGACCAUUCUGUCACAGAUGGACGUGCAGCACCCGAUUGCCAAGCUGCUGGUCGAGCUGUCGCAGUCGCAAGACAGCGAGAUUGGCGACGGCACGACUGGCGUUGUUGUGUUGGCCGGCUCGCUGCUCGAGCAGGCCGAGCACCUGAUUGACCGCGGCAUCCACCCCAUCCGCAUUGCGGACGGUUUUGAGAUGGCUUGCGCCGUGGCAGUCAAGCAGCUCGAGGCUGUCAGCGACAUCAUCCCCGUCGGCAAGGACGAGAAGGAGUCGCUUGUGCAGACCGCCAUGACCACGCUCGGCUCGAAGAUUAUCAACAAGUGCCACCGACAGAUGGCCGAGAUUGCCGUCGAUGCCGUCCUGGCCGUCGCCGACCUCGAGACCCGCGACGUCAACUUUGAGCUCAUCAAGAUGGAGGGCAAGGUUGGCGGCCAGCUCCAAGACACCCAGCUCGUGCGCGGUGUCGUCAUUGACAAGGACUUUAGCCACCCCCAAAUGCCCAAGGAGUUGCGCGACGCCAAGAUUGCCAUCCUCACCUGCCCGUUCGAGCCGCCAAAGCCCAAGACCAAGCACAAACUCGACAUUGCCUCCGUCGAGGACUACAAGUCCCUCCAGUCGUACGAGCACAAGAUCUUUGUUGAAAUGAUCGAGCGCGUCAAGCAAUCCGGCGCCAACUUUGUUGUGUGCCAAUGGGGCUUUGACGACGAGGCCAACCACCUCUUGUUGCAGAACAGCCUCCCCGCCGUCCGCUGGGUCGGUGGCCCCGAGAUUGAGCUGGUCGCCAUCGCCACAAACGGCCGCAUUGUCCCGCGCUUUGAGGAGCUGUCGCCCGAGAAGCUCGGCCACGCCGGCGUCGUCCGCGAGAUUUCCUUUGGCACCACCAAGGACCGCAUGCUCUUCAUUGAGGACUGCAAGAACACUCGCGCAGUCACGGUCUUUGUUCGCGGCGGCAACCAAAUGAUCAUCGAGGAGGCCAAGCGCUCGCUCCACGACGCCAUCUGCGUCGUCCGCAACCUCGUCAAAGACAACCGUGUCGUCUAUGGCGGCGGUGCUCCCGAGAUCACCUGCUCCCUCGCCGUCUACGAGGCUGCCGACAAGGUCGCCACGCUCGAGCAAUACGCCAUGCGUGCCUUCGGUGAUGCCCUUGAGGCCACCCCGAUCGCCCUCGCCGAGAACUCUGGUCUGCCCCCGAUCGAGACGCUCGCCGCCGUCAAGUCCCGCCAGGUCAAGGAGAAGAACCCCCGCCUCGGCAUUGACUGCAACAUGACUGGCAACGCUGACAUGCGCGACCAGCACGUCGUCGAGACCCUCGUUGGCAAGAAGCAGCAAUUCCAGCUCGCCACCCAACUCGUCAAGAUGAUUCUCAAGAUUGACGACAUUGUCACCCCCGGCGGCGCCCAGUAAACAACAGUACAACAGUGUUGUUUUUGCUGUCGCUGUUUCUUGCUCGCUCCCUCUUUUUUGGUGUGUUUCCUUCUUUUUUUUUGCGUGAGUUGUAUUGCUUUUGUAUACCAAACAAGUUUCACACUCCUAGA
Messenger RNA from Capsaspora owczarzaki ATCC 30864, 1822 nucleotides. RefSeq names its product chaperonin epsilon subunit. Gene Ontology annotation, cellular component: chaperonin-containing T-complex. The record is from RefSeq and is a predicted model, not a curated record. Bases 81 to 1691 code for a protein of 536 amino acids. Gene Ontology annotation, molecular function: ATP binding; ATP hydrolysis activity; ATP-dependent protein folding chaperone. Gene Ontology annotation, biological process: protein folding. NCBI's taxonomy places the organism in Eukaryota, Filasterea, Ministeriida, Capsasporidae. The transcript has 2 exons.